UGUUUUUGACAAUUGCCAUUCCAAGGUCACGAAAAUUGUACCGAUAAGACUUUCAUCGUGAAUAAUUGUUUCUGGUCGAUGGAUUAUGGGUUUAUUUCCUGUGAUUGUGUCCCAUUUUGCCUUUGAGUGAGUUGAGCGCAGUCACGAUGAGUUUCCUUUUCGGCAGCCGUUCGUCAAAGACGUUCAAGCCCAAGAAAAACAUCCCUGAAGGCACCCAUCAGUACGAGCUGAUGAAACACGCUGCUGCCACUUUAGGUUCUGGUAAUUUGCGUUUAGCGGUGAUGCUCCCCGAGGGCGAAGACCUAAACGAGUGGGUGGCCGUCAACAGUAUGUACCCCUUUUGUAUGCACCCCAAAAUACAGCCCUCUUGUUCCACAGCCGUUGAUUUCUUUAACCAAAUCAAUAUGUUGUACGGGACCAUAACAGAGUUUUGCACUGAAGAGAGUUGUCCCAUAAUGUCAGCGGGCCCCAAAUAUGAGUACCAUUGGGCCGAUGGGCACACUGUUAAGAAACCCAUCAAGUGCUCUGCGCCCAAAUACAUCGAUUAUCUCAUGACAUGGGUGCAGGACCAACUUGAUGAUGAGACACUUUUUCCCUCGAAAAUCGGAGUUCCAUUUCCGAAAAAUUUCCUCUCGAUUGCUAAGACUAUCCUUAAGAGACUUUUCCGAGUUUAUGCACACAUUUACCAUCAACAUUUUAGUCAAGUGGUGCAAUUAGGGGAAGAGGCACAUCUUAAUACCUCUUUCAAACAUUUUAUUUUCUUCGUGCAGGAAUUUAGUUUAAUUGAACGACGAGAACAAGCCCCCCUUCAAGAAUUGAUCGAUAAAUUGACAGCAAAGGAAGCACGAUGAAAAUGAGGGAAGUGCCACUGGAACAGGGUUAGGGGGCACUAUCUACAGGGUGUUCCGUCUAAACCCCACAUUAGAAGUUUUAGUAGUUCGAAUAAUGAUAGUCAUCUGAAAAUUUGUAUACAACCAUAUCUCUUGGGUUCAUUGAGCAAAAUUCAACGGAUUAUGGCUGAGUACCAACUUUCAAAUAAACAUCUUUGUUAGAACUUUCAAUACUACUAACGUGGGGAUUAGACGGAACACCCGGUAUACUUAAAACAAGAUAACAACUUAUUUAUUGCACUUAACCACGUAGGAAACGACAAUUUACUACUACUGAGUGUUGUUUUAUCAAUGUUUGUUAAUUAAGCUUCAUUUUUUUCCUAUAUUAUUAUUUAUUAUAUUUUUGUUCCUGUUUUUUUCGAGCCUAUGAUUAGGUUUUUUUUGUAUUUUAUUGACCACAAUAAAUUGCGCUUUUAUUCGAUUUCA
This is a messenger RNA of Tribolium castaneum (red flour beetle), 1316 nucleotides long. It is a transcript of the gene mats, whose product is annotated as mob as tumor suppressor. The coding region runs from base 147 to 851 and encodes 234 amino acids. Gene Ontology annotation, cellular component: cytoplasm; nucleus. The record is from RefSeq and is a predicted model, not a curated record. The transcript has 3 exons. Gene Ontology annotation, biological process: positive regulation of protein phosphorylation; hippo signaling. NCBI's taxonomy places the organism in Eukaryota, Metazoa, Arthropoda, Insecta, Coleoptera, Tenebrionidae. Gene Ontology annotation, molecular function: protein kinase activator activity.